Molecule: messenger RNA, 2984 nt
Organism: Drosophila innubila
Lineage: Eukaryota; Metazoa; Arthropoda; Insecta; Diptera; Drosophilidae
Gene: wg
Product: protein wingless
Exons: 5
Coding region: 653-2071 (472 amino acids)
Biological process (GO): cell fate commitment; canonical Wnt signaling pathway; multicellular organism development
Cellular component (GO): extracellular region
Molecular function (GO): frizzled binding; cytokine activity
Source: RefSeq, a predicted model, not a curated record
UAUUCGCUGUCGUCAACACACACGCGCACGCAACGACAACGACAUCGACAUCGACUGCGACAGCUGAACAGGUUUAAAUCUAUUUGUCGAGUCGAGUCUCUGAUCGUUCCCCAGGUAAAAGAAUGCGCCGUGUGUUUCAGUUAAGCGUUGGCACUGAACCGGGUAACAAUCUUUCACUCCUCCGCUCCGACUUCGUAUAAUAUACAACAAACGUAUCGCGUAAACUGUCUCUAUUAUGUAGAGCAAAUGGAAAGUGCUUAGAGUUUCCAAGUUGUUCAUUCAUGAAACUGUUUCAAGUUUUUGUACAAGUGAAACAAUUUUAAAAAAAUAUACAAACAAAAUUUGUGCCAAGAAUAAGAAUCAAAUUAAGCAAACCGUGUGAUCACAAAAUAUAUAUAACAAAUCGAAGCCAAUAAAAUGCAAAACAAAUUGAAAUCGAUAAAAGUGCGCAUGCUAAUGAUGAUUAUGCCCAAUUUAUAGUGCGCUAAUUGAACGUGAAAUUGCCAUAAAAAUAUUUAGCUAGGGAUAUAGCAUACUAAAUAUACGCAACAAUUGACAAGCGAAUCAAGCUAAAUAAAUACCAUUGUGACUGACAACAACUACUACAUACGCACAACAACAGCAAUAACAACAAUAAGUGAACAACUUAGCCAUGGAUUUAAGUUAUAUAUUUAUCGUCUGCCUUUUGGCGCUAUGCAGCGCCGACGCCGAAAGCAAACAAAAAUCGGGCAGAGGCCGAGGCUCAAUGUGGUGGGGAAUUGCCAAGGUCGGCGAACCGAACAAUAUUUCACCCAUUAGCACUGGCAUCAUGUAUAUGGAUCCCGCUAUACAUUCUACAUUACGUCGCAAACAGCGUCGUCUGGUUCGGGACAAUCCCGGCGUGCUUGGUGCUCUGGUCAAGGGAGCCAACAUGGCCAUUAGCGAGUGCCAACAUCAGUUUCGCAAUCGUCGCUGGAAUUGCUCGACGCGCAAUUUUCUGCGUGGCAAAAAUCUAUUUGGCAAAAUCGUUGAUCGAGGCUGCCGUGAGACAGGCUUCAUCUAUGCAAUCACGAGUGCCGCUGUGACCCAUUCGAUAGCUCGUGCCUGCAGCGAGGGCAGCAUUGAGUCCUGCACCUGCGAUUACAGCCACCAGUCGCGCUCACCACAGGCCAAUCAUCAGGCGGGCAGUGUGGCCGGAGUACGGGAUUGGGAAUGGGGCGGAUGCUCUGAUAACAUUGGCUUCGGCUUCAAGUUCUCGCGCGAAUUCGUGGACACGGGCGAACGUGGUCGCAAUCUCCGCGAGAAGAUGAAUCUUCACAACAAUGAGGCGGGCCGAGCGCACGUACAGGCGGAGAUGCGUCAAGAGUGCAAAUGCCACGGCAUGUCCGGAUCUUGUACAGUGAAAACUUGCUGGAUGCGCCUAGCCAAUUUCCGUGUCAUAGGCGACAAUCUAAAAGCGCGUUUCGAUGGCGCCACACGCGUCCAGGUCAGCAACAGUUUGCGGCAGAGCAGCAAUGCCGUUGCCGUUGUCAGUCCAAAUGCGGCCGGCUCCAAUAACGUUGUGGGUGGCAACUCUAACGGCGGCAAUGGACUGCCCGCCUCUGUCAACGGUUACGAUGAUGAGGAGCGCAUGUUGAAUGAUCAUAUGCCCGAACUUCUGCUGGAGAGCAAUCAUGCGAACAGCAAACAGCAUCAUCCCAAUAUGCCAUCGCCCAACAGUUUGCCUGUGGCAGGUGCCAGGUCGAGAGGUCAUGGACGAGGUCGCCAGGGACGCAAACAUAACAGAUAUCACUUCCAGUUGAAUCCCCACAAUCCGGAGCAUAAACCUCCAGGCCCCAAGGAUAUUGUGUACCUGGAGCCUUCGCCCAGUUUCUGCGAGAAGAAUCUGCGGCAAGGUAUUUUGGGCACACAUGGACGUCAGUGCAAUGACACCUCGCUGGGCGUCGAUGGGUGUGAUCUGAUGUGUUGUGGGCGUGGCUAUCGUACACAGGAAGUUGUCGUGGUCGAAAGAUGCGCCUGCACCUUCCAUUGGUGUUGUGAGGUCAAGUGCAAGCUGUGUCGAACCAAGAAAAUUGUACACACGUGUCUGUAAGAGCUACUCCCUCGCCUCAUCAGUUUGUAAUCGUCUCUCCCUUUUCCUGUUCCCAUCUGUGUAUGUGUUAUGUAUUGUCUACGCUUAGCCCUUGUUAUUAGAAGUUAAGAGCCUAGACUAAAGCCUAGUUAAAGUCCAUGACCCGCACUUAGCCUACAUAAAUAUAUAUCAGCCUUCACUCACCUUUUUAGCAGUAUUAUACACAUAUAUAAUAAACAUAUACACAUAUACAAAUUCGUAUAUAAAUAGCAAGGACACGAGUUCACAGCCACGACUUCGUUUUGCCCAGUUUUUAGUUCUAUAUAUUCAGCAAAUUUUUGUAAAUUACGUUGCUGUUCUAUAAGUCCAUUACAAGUACUUAAUUGUAGAGUUAGUUUAGUUUUAGGUUUUAAAAUAUCAAACGCGCGUUUAAGCCUCCCCUUUUCCGUUCCCGCCCCCUCGAAAAACAAAACGAAUAACAUUGUACGAAAUCAUUGAAAACAAGACUGAAAUUCAAUUACGCGCAGCCCUCUCUUUCUCUUUCUCUAUCUCUCUCGCUCUUUAUCUAUCUGUCCCUCUCUUCCUGUCUAACAGCAACAAUAGCAACUUUGCAACUCUCUAGUUAUUAUUGUUGUUGUUUAGUUAGCAGCGACUUUGACGCUGGCAGCGCUGCUUGCGUUUCGCUUUGCUUCAAGCUGCAAAGCAAAUGUUAAGCAUACGCCGUGUGUGCCCAUUCGCAUGGAAAGCGGAACUAGUUCGACAAGUGAACUAUGAACUACACAGCACAAGCUGGUUCCAAUUCCAAUUCAAAUCGUUUUCCAUACAAAUUUUGUGUACAUAAAUAAGUUUAUGCUAGUUUAAUGAGUGUGUUUAGUGCGUAAGUUAUUCCAUAAGUAAGUACAACAAAUGCACGCUAGAUGGCGCCACACAAAAA